Bombyx mori (domestic silkworm) is the source of this 13489-nucleotide messenger RNA. Its product is annotated as low-density lipoprotein receptor-related protein 4. NCBI's taxonomy places the organism in Eukaryota, Metazoa, Arthropoda, Insecta, Lepidoptera, Bombycidae. Gene Ontology annotation, molecular function: protein binding; calcium ion binding. The coding region runs from base 268 to 6096 and encodes 1942 amino acids. The transcript is spliced from 35 exons. The record is from RefSeq and is a predicted model, not a curated record.
CUCGUUGCUAAGGGGCAACAUACAUGUGACAUCCAUGCUUGUGGACUUGAUCUAUUUUCAUCAAACGUUAUUCACAUCGGGCGAUACAAUACAAGUGUAGGAGAGCGUUCAGAGUGAUUUUUAUAUGGAGGCGUUAGGCGGUUCAUUCAUUGACGAGGCAGAGGCUGCGCGGACUGCGUGAGCUGUGAAGGGGGGUGAGGCGUGUCCCGGAAAUUUGAGCCAUGGUGCAUCGGGCGCGAGUGAGGAGCGCCUCCGUGCUCUCCGCGCAUGUCAAUUAGAUUCACUUCGAAGCUGCAUCACGGUGCAUUCGCCGCCAUGCCAGCACCGAUCGUCGUUUAUAUCAUUUCAUUCUUCUUCUUUUGGCUGUACGUGCUUGCGGAUGAACCGAUCGGCCAAAAUGGACCUCGAGCAACAAACAAUUCGGUGGAUGCACCGGACCCUCGCUCUCCUUUGGGCAGAGUACCACCAUAUCAACCACCGCCGGCAGGAAUGGGAGUAGGUCCCAAUCCAAUGAAUUCUCCGGGAUUUUGGCCACACGGCAUCUAUACUCGCGUUGAAGGCUGGCAUCAUCGGCCAAGCCUUCAAAAGGCGAUUGAUGUGAUUCACACCGACCCGGAUGAUGGACCCCUCAACGAAGGGACAGAAGACGACGCAGGCUGUAUUACACCUUGCCUCAAAAUCAAUUUCUCGUGUCAGAUAUCCUGCACGUGCAUUCCUAUGGAAAAACGUUGCGAUGGAAUUGCUGAUUGUGCCGAAGCCGAAGAUGAGGCCGGCUGCGCGAGAUCCUGUGACGAACAUGAAAACCGUACCAUUUGUCACAGCACAAAUGUGUGCAUCGCUUUAGAAUGGCUCUGCGAUGGAGACAAUGACUGCGGGGAUUUCUCGGAUGAGAUCAAUUGCGGUGCACCUACAAAUUGUACAGCCGAUCAAUUCCAAUGCUCCAACGGCCUAUGCAUUCAUAAAGGAUGGGUGUGUGAUGGUGACAACGAUUGUCGUGACAACUCAGACGAAACUAAUUGCACUAAAGGAAGAUGUCGUGAAAACCAGUUUACUUGUGCCGUCGGCGAAUGCAUCUCUCAACAUUGGAGAUGUGAUCACGAACCCGACUGUCCUGAUAGCUCUGACGAAGCCGACUGUCCGGUGGAGCUCAUGCGUUGCGCAGAAAUCGAUUUUGAAUGCAAAAACACGAAAUGCGUUCCCAAGGAUUUCCAGUGCGACGGCGACAACGACUGUGGCGACUGGACAGACGAAGACUCGUGCCCAAUGGUGCCUGGAAGUUGCAACGCUGGCGAAUUCAAAUGCAACGACGGCAAAUGUAUACCGGAAAGAUGGCGAUGUGACAACGAAAGGGACUGUGCAGACGGUGGAGAUGAACUAAACUGCAAACCAAAUAGCAUACGAAAUUGUUCAUUAGAUGAAUAUACUUGCGCUGAUCGAAGAUGUGUACUGAAAACCUGGCUCUGUGAUGGAGUUCGGGAUUGCACUAAUGGUGAAGAUGAAAUGAACUGCGAAGUUAGCUGCGAAGAAGAUCAAUACACUUGUAGGCCUCAAGAACAUUUAAUGAGUAACGCUUUUAGGAAUUGCGUAAACAGGAAGCACGUUUGUGAUGGUAUGAAGGACUGUCCUCGUGGCGAUGAUGAAGAACGAUGUCCGUUGAAGAGAAAAUGUUCUGCCGAGGAAAAAUGCGAGAAGUUAUGCAUUACUACGUACGACGGUCAUGCAGCCUGCGCUUGUCCUAUGGGAUUUUUAUUAGCUGAAGAUAAAUACAGUUGCCGAGACAUCGAUGAGUGUAUGUACGAACAAGAUCCAGUAUGUUCUCAAACAUGUUCCAAUACAGUCGGAAGUUUCCGUUGUGGUUGCAUGACUGGCUACAUCUUAAGACCUGAUGAAAGGUCUUGUAAGCCAACAGGCGAAUCACCAACACUUCUGUUCUCGAAUAGGAUUGGGAUACGACAGGUGUGGUUAACUGGUGAUAAUUACAUGUCCGUGGUCAAAGGUUUACAUAAUGCGGUAGCUUUAGACUAUCAUUACGAAAAGAAACUUGUAUUCUGGUCUGAAAAUAACUUACGAGUUAUCCGUGUUGCGCAAAUGAAUACAAAAAAUAUGUCAGAUGUCAUUAGGUGGGGAUUAGAGACACCGGCAGGAGUGGCAGUAGAUUGGAUACACGAUCUUCUCUUCUGGACCGAUUCAGGAACAAGAAGAGUUGAAGUGGCAACCCUUGAUGGUUCCAAAAGAGCGGUUUUAGUUGCCAACGAUUUAGACAAACCACGGGCAAUUGCUGUACAUCCCGGAGACGCAUUAGUAUUUUGGACAGACUGGGGUCCUAACCCGAAAAUUGAACGUGCUGAUAUGGAUGGCGAUAAACGCAAAACUGUUAUAUAUGACGAAAUUUUUUGGCCUAACGGACUAACUAUUGACUAUACGGAAUCUAAAAUAUACUGGGCUGAUGCAAAGCACCAUGUUAUCGAAAGAGCUGCAUUUGACGGCCGAGAUCGGCGCAAGGUCACAACGAAAGGUCUUCCCCAUCCGUUCGCGUUAACACUGUUCGAUGAUGCCAUUUACUGGACAGAUUGGCAUACGAAAAGCAUUUCUACCGUUAAUAAGAAUACAGGAAUGGGUAUUCAAACUGUGCAUGCUGGACUUAAUGUCCCUAUGGAUAUUCAUAGUUACCAUCCCCUCAGGCAAUUAAGAACAUACAAAAAUAAAUGUGGCAAAAGCAACGGAGGCUGUAGUCAUCUUUGUCUUCCUAAUGCAUACGGAUUUUCCUGUCGAUGUCCAGUUGGCUUCAAUUUAAAUUCUGACGGUCGAUCUUGCGAAGAAACUCCCGAAAAACUAUUAUUGUAUGCUCGGAGGAAAGAUUUAAGAUUGAAACAACUAGAAUCUAAGAAGCCAAUAGAUUCUUUAGACAUGGUUAUUCCUGUUGAAACUAUUAAAUCGGCAGUGGCUUUAGACUGGGAUCAGAAAAGUAAUUCUAUCUUUUGGACGGAUGUGGAAAAAGACACAAUCAACCGCGCAUACCUUAAUGGAUCCCACCAAACUACUAUUGUGGAUUCUAACCUCAUUUGGCCAGCGGGUUUAGCAUUUGAUUGGAUUACUGAUAAAAUCUACUGGACCGACGGUGGAACAAACAGAAUUGAAGUUUCGAAAUCUGAUGGUAGUAUGAGAACUUUGUUAGCUUGGGAUCACAUUGAUAAACCAAGAGAUAUUGUUGUUAAUCCAGAAGGUGGUGUUAUGUACUGGUCUGAUUGGGGAGCGAGUCCGUGCAUUGAAAGAGCCGAUAUGGACGGUGGUAAUCGCAAAAAACUCAUCUUCGGACAAAUGACUUGGCCUAACGGAUUAGCUUUAGACCUUGUACACAAUCGUAUUUACUGGACCGAUGGUGGAAAUAAAACGAUUGAGUAUGCAAAUUUAGACGGAACUGGGAGAACAAAGUUAAUUGAAAAUUUGCCCCAUCCUUUUGGUUUGGAUUUGUACGGUGACGAAGUAUUUUGGACUGAUUGGGACACACAGUCAAUUCAAGCUGCCAACAAAGAUACUGGAGCUAAACGACGAACACUAGGGUCUGGUGUAGCUGGACUUAUGGAUGUUAGAGUUUUCCACAAGGAAAGAACAAGCGGCUUUAACAGAUGCGGCAAGAAUAAUGGAGGAUGUUCACAUUUAUGCCUCUUGAAACCAGGAGGACGAUCUUGUGCCUGUCCUAUCGGUAUAAAGCUUAAUAAAGAUGGUAAAACUUGUGCCGAUGGUCCUAUCAACUAUUUGAUUUUUGCACACCGUGUGGAUAUUCGGGUCAUAUCAUUAGACGUACCGUAUCUUAUUGACGUCGUAUUACCGUUGCCACCACUGAAGAAUGCCCUGGGCGUGGAUGUCGAUCACAGCACAGGUCUAAUUUACUGGACUGAUACGGGACAAAGGAAAAUACAACGCGCAACUAGACUAGGAACACAUGUUGAAACUGUAAUCGGUAAUGGCCUACACACUGCUGACGGUAUUGUCAUCGAUUCAACCGGACGCAAGAUAUAUUGGACUGAUGGCGGUCGCAACAGUAUCGAAGUGGCAGAACUAGAUGGUAGGAAUAGGAAAGUACUCGUAUGGACUGGCCUAGAUUCACCUCGAGCCAUAGCAUUACAUUAUGAAUACGGUUAUAUGUUUUGGUCAGACUGGGGAACGUCAGCUAAAAUCGAAAGAGCAGAUAUGGAUGGCAAUAAUCGGCGCGUUAUUGUGGACAACAAAAUCAAAUGGCCUAACGGCCUGGCCAUAGAUAGAAUAGAGGGACGUCUUUAUUGGAACGAUGCUAAAAUUUUAACAAUAGAAAGUUCCGACUUUGACGGCCACGAUCGACGCACUGUUUUAAGUAACGUUCCAUACCCUUACGGAAUCGUUAUCGUUGGUCAGCAUAUAUAUUGGACCGAUUGGAAGACCAAAGCAUUACACAGAGCUGACAAGACUAACGCUUCGGAUCCAAUAGUUAUAAGAAAAAAUCUAGAAGGCUUAAUGGAUAUCAGAGCGAUUCAGAGUGAACGUGUUUUGGAAAAUGCAUGUGGUACUGAUAAUGGCGGGUGUUCUCAUCUUUGCCUUCGGUCACCACUCGGCUACACAUGUGCGUGUCCAACGGGUAUGCCAUUCGAAAAAAGCACAACCGACCAAACGCCAAAGAAAUGCAAGUCACAUCCUGAAGAAUUUUUAAUAUUUGCCACUAGAGGAAGUAUUACUUACAUUUCUCUUGAAAGUCCCGAGCAGUGGGAUGUUACUCUUCCAGUCAAAGAAGUGAAAAAUACCAUCGCCGUGGACUAUCAUUGGGACUUAAAGAUGAUCUUUUAUACAGAUCUUGAUCUGAAUGUGAUAAGGUCUAUAAAUAUGACGAACAUGAGUGAAAGCAAAACAAUUAUCUCUCAGAAAUUGGAAACUCCAAACGGUUUGGGUGUUGAUUGGAUUGCAAAUAAUAUCUAUUGGACGGAUAAUGAACAUAAGGUUAUUGAGGUUGCAAGGUUGGACGGAUCAUCAAGAAAAGUACUCAUAACUGGUCUAACUGAACCAAGAGCUUUAGCAUUGUUUCCAGCAAAAGGGUAUUUAUAUUGGAGUGAUUGGGGUGAACAUCCAUAUAUAGAGAGGUCUUACUUAGAUGGUAGCCAAAGGCAGAUUAUCGUGCAAGUUGACUUGGGUUUCCCUAAUGGUCUAACAAUAGAUUACAAAGAAAGAAGACUUUAUUGGACUGACGCGCUUAAGGAUAGAAUUGAUACGUCUGAUUUAAAUGGACAGCAUCGAGUCCAACUUGUUCCAGACGCAAAGAACCCUUUUGGAAUGACGCAGUUUAAAGAUUAUAUUUACUGGACGGAUUGGUACAAAAAAUCCAUUAUCAGAGCAGAUAAAAGAACAGGGAAAAACAUAACGUUGAUCAGAACCAAUCUGGAGAUGGCGAUGGAGAUCAAGGCUGUUUCAGCGGACCGCCAGCAUGGAUGGAACCCGUGCAAGGAAUCUAACGGUGGAUGUUCACACUUAUGCCUUUUCAGAGGCCAUGAAUAUAUUUGCGCCUGCCCAGAUGAUCCGGAUCAUGUAGAAUGCUCAACUGUACCAAAAUUCCUGAUCGAAAAUAUCCUUCCGGCGCAUUACCCGCCUUACUACGACUAUUCUGAUAUAGAGUUUAAGAAAACAGUAAGGCCCCCACCGACCCCUAGUCCGGACUAUUUUGGCAGAUGCAUGAUGGCUGGAGGGAUAAUAUUAAUUUCUAUUUUAGCAUUUCUCUUCGUCACGAUUUAUUGCGUGAAAAUGCUCCGAAAUUAUCGAGACACUGAACUGAAAGACGAAGAGUUCAGCAAUUCUACCGGUCACAUAUCUUUUCACAAUCCAAAUUAUAGCUGCGCAACGGGAGGUCCGGGGGGUAACGGCCCUGAUCAUAUUGAGCGUCGACAAAAUCGAUUUCAAGGAAUCUUCAAGUACGACAAACAGCAGGAGCGGGUAACGAACGUGUACUACCCUGAGGGAACCAGUUUGCUGCCCACACCUACGCCUCCUCCACCCCAAAGACAAGCCCUCACGACGACAAAGCGACCGCCCACGCAUGAUGACUUCGAACCGGUGACACUGCACUCCUACGCUUGAAGGAACGAACGACGAACAUUUCAAAAGUGUUUUCGUUACAAGAACGCGUGCAUGACGUAAAUAUUUAUGCACAUUAUCGAACUAAGUAAAAUAAGUUUAUUGUUAACAGAGCUAUAAUAACAUACAUAAAAAUUUAUUGUGUUGAAAUGCAUAUCGGACAGUUGAUAGUCGAAUAAUUUACGCGUGUUCGUGCAGUGCAUGCUUGUAAUUGAACCCGGAAUGUGAAUUUAACGUUGUUAUUUCAACAAUAAUGUAAGGUCGUUGACCAUAAUUAGAUUUUAAUAUUUUAAUAAUUAAAUAAAAAAUCAUUGCAUACUCAAAUAAAAUCGUCAAUUUUGGAUGUUGGAUUGAAAAUUUUGUAAAGUAUCUAUCUAAUACGCGUUUGCUUUAAUAUUUUCCUAAGUAUUUUUUUUUUAUUGUAACAUCAAGGCGUAGUUCUGUUAUGGGCUGUGGCCUCAAUACAUCCAUACUAAUAUUUAUAUAUAUUGUAAAUAUUUUCUGUAAAUUGUUUUUAUUAUGAAAAUUAAAUAAUAAUCCGUCAGUUAAAAAAAAGUAUCUCCGUACAUAAACAAUAUAAUUAAUAUAGAUUAUAAUGUUUCCCUAAAGAUAAAUAAAAAAAAUGUUAUAGUCUAUAGACGUCUCAUCUAGUCAUAGGAUGAUGAUCAGUGUUAUUUGUAAAUAAAUAUAUGUAUCUACUUGUAUUAAAUAAAUUGUGAAUGGAAUUUCACUUCAACUAAUAUUUUCGUAAAACAUAGUUUGGAUAGUUGUUAUGGCUGUGGUUUGGCGGGAAACACAGUUCCCUGCCAGGCUAAAUUGCGAUGCGUACCUGUGAACCUUAAUUUGUUGGAUUAGUUUCUAGAACUAAAAACUCUAAAUCCUAAAUUAUUAUGUGAACUUCAUUACAAUAUUUUUUAUGAUUAAAAAAUUUAAUGAAUAAAUUUUAGUGAAGAUACAUUAUAUCAUACUUAACAUAAAUUUUAGUCUGACUAUUUAUGUGUUGUAUUCUGCUAAUGGCUAAAUACCAGAUGGACCAUGAUUUCGGCAUGAUACAAUGAAUAUUAUAAAAAAAAUUAAAACCAUAAAAAAAUCAAGGUUAAGUCAGAAAUUGAUCAAUAAAACAAACUAAUAUAAACGAAGUUUAUUUUGAUCCAAAAUAUACAAACACUUGUCUGAUGUACAAUAGCGCAAUUUUUAUUUGAAAUAAAAUAGUUAAUCUGUUGAAGGCAUACCGAGCGUAAUAAAAUUCACAUUAAUAAUGUAGGAAUUCAUUCAUCAUUCGAAGGGUGCUAAUAUAUUUGUAUACGGUAUGUAAUAUUACUUUAUUGGUAAACACGAAGAAACUGGCUGGUAUCAAUGUUUAUUGACUGUCGCUCAAAAUUCAUUAGAAUCUCUUUGGUGAAUAAAUUUCGUACGUGCUAAAAAUACCGUUUAAAUCGACUAAAAUUUACCAAUUCAAUUGUAAUUUAUUUCAAUUCAGUUCAAUUCAAUUCAAGCUAGUUCAGAUCCUACUAUUGUAGGACCUGAAUUGGCUGUGUUACAAAUGCAGACUAAACUCGACAGUUAGCUACAGUAAGCCGUUGUGGCCUCAGAGAAAAGAUACUUUAGGCCGUCAGCACAAAAGUGGCCUGUCCUACAUUUUUUCAUAUUCGUGGUCCUACUAUAUUGCAAUUUAUUUAAAACAUAAUAAAUUUUGAUGCAAAACCGGCCUAUCCCUAGUUUCGCCCAUAGGUAGCAGAUGGCUUUGUCAACAUUAUUUUUGAGCGUUUUGUUUUUGCCUAUGAGGCAGUGUAAAAAUAAAUUCAGACCACUUUGUUACCUUACUUACUAUAGUAAGCUCAGGUAAACUUAGGCCAUUUUUGCACUGACGGCCUCAAUUAUAUCGAUGCCAUCGUUCAUAUCGCGCAGGCAGCUUGUUUUUGUAAUGAAAUACGUACUUAUCAUAUUUCCACGAAUAACUUCCACGAUGAAGAAACAAUAUCGUGUAAUAAAUAUCAUUUCUGCAAAAAAAUUAUUUACGUUAUUACUAUUGAUUCAAGGUGGGUGGCCGUAUUCACGUUUUGAGUUAUAUGGGCUCCGGUAACCAGUUAACAUCGAGUGGACCGUCAGCUCGUUCGCCGUUAAAGCAAUAAAAUAAAAUUAAAACUACACUAGGACAAACUCUCAACUCUCUUUGAAGUCGAUAUCUUCUCUGGACUAAAUUAAUUGAAAUUGUAUUCGUUAUGUUUGUAAGAAAGGAAUGCAAAUAGAAUCCCACAAUAAAGUUGUAGUACACAAGACGCUUACAGUUUUACCAAAUAUAUUAGUACCCUAUAAUUGUAUUAAUGUUAUUUCGUAUAAUUUUAGAAUGAUAUAUGAUGUACUGUGUGGAUGCAACAAUAUAUAUGUACUGCUGAUAAGUUUUGUGUUGAAAAUAUAAACUCGCGACCUUUUCCGCGGCUCACGGAAAAGGUGCUGAGACGUCCGAAUAAUUUGGUCUAAAUUUUGUCAAUACAAUUCAAUUCCAUUUCAUAUUUCUGUGCCUACGACGAAUGAAUCGUGUUUUACCUAGUUUUUCUUUUAGUUUUAAGUUUCGAUAAUUUUCCGUGUUUGGAGGUAUUAUUUUAUUUUCAUCUAAAUGGAUAGUGAUUUUAUUUAUGAACCAGUAACUAUUUUAUCUUAUCACAAAAAUUAUAAAGAAAUGAAUGUAAAACUUUAAUACAAUUAUUAAUUAUAAUUUUACACUCUGGUCGGUUCUUACAAAUAGAUACAAUGUCCAUUUUAGAAUAUUAUUUAUAAUAAGCAAAUUUUUGUGAAUGACAACUUAGUUAUUUUGUAAAAAUAACAAAAUUUCCUAUGUUUUACAAGAUUUUACCAAAAUGAGUUACCACAGUGCGGUGAACAAUUUUGAUGUUGUCGUCUUAAAAACAAGUUAAACCAAACAUUACUAAGUUUUCACGAAUCACGUAUUUAUUAAGGAAUUGAUUUACGGUUUUAUCACGUUUGUUGGGGAGAUUCUGUAGUUUUUAAGUUUACUAUAGCGAGAUGAGAUCACGGCCCAUAUUAUGCGAAGCUGUUGAAAGAGUGCAGAUUGUUUCACCACGUCAUGGAUGUCACUGUAUGACAUUAAAUCGAAGUAACAGUCGCACUGAAUUAAUAGCUACCGUUACACAUGGGAACAAAUUACUGGUUCGUGGUAGAAACAGGCAUGAUGGUAAUACUAACACGGGUGUGCUUAUAAAACUCCCUAUUAUCAGUAAACAGUUUAGAAGAAGAAGAAAAAGUUUCGAAUCCCUAGAAUUAAAUAAUAAGUACAAUUAGCUUUUGAAGAUAAAUAAUUCAAUGAAUACAAAUAAAUAAUUGAGGACAAAUCACGCACGGUUAUCUAGAAUCUUUCUGAACUUAGAGAACCAGAGACUGAUGCACUCAUAUUUAUAUUUAAUUAUAUGAAUAUUUAAUACAAAAAUAAACAUGACAUUCGAAAAAAAAAGGUCUUAGAAGUGACAGAACCUAAUAUCAAUAAUAUAAUCACUAGUUUAUCACAUAUUUGUAAAAUUUAGCACUCUGUAAAAUCAUUGAGACGUCCUAAUCCUAGCCUUGGGCCAUUGAAUGUGGACGAUUAUUAAAAUAAGAACGUAUUCUGGGCAUUACUUAAUUACCUGCUACUUUCUUGCGCAAACAUGAUCUUAAAAAAUUAAAACAGUAUAAUAGGCGUGGGAAAAGUUGAGAAAGGUAUUUUACUACAUACAUUUAAUUAAACGUGGAGACAAAACAGCAAAGUACCAUUUUCUAUUCUGUCUGUUAACGGAUUUUAUUUUCCUCGUUUAGUAACUGUUAGUGCUGUCAUUUUUUUAAUAGUUUUGUUUUCAAACGUGUUCGCUACAUAUGUUUUUAAUUAUUGUGUAGUGAACAAUGCCAAACCUUCAUCAAUAAUUUCGAUCACAUCUUUCUGUAGAACUUGCCUUCGUUUUCGUGAACCUCUCUCUACGAUAAUUUGGUCUAAUACUUGUAAUAGCUUGUAGAGAAAAAAAAAGGAUUUAGAUAAUCUUUUUGGAAAUUUUAUGUUCAAAAGUUUUGAUACAAUUUCUGAAGUGAUUUUAGAACGUUUCGCUUUUAUAUGUAUUUAGCAGUUUAACGCCUUCUAGCUGUUCAUUUCUUUAUCACAUCAAUAUCGAUUUAUACCUUUUACCAUUUCGAAAAUAUCAAAAGACAUAUUAAAUAAAAAAAGUAAUUCUCAGAAAAUACUGUUUGGGUUCCUCCAAGAGACAUCCUGGACAUUCAAGUGACAUGCUAGAUUUGGGAUGUCCCCUCAAAAAGGACACCCGAGUGCAAAGGGCUAUUUAAAUCAGAAUAUUUUAAGCGAGUUAAAACCGUAAGUCUUCUUUUUGGAUUUCGACGGAAUAAAGACAAGAUAUUUCAACCUUACGAAUAGUGUGACAGGGUGAUUUAAGUCUAAGGUAGUUUAGGAAAGAAUACAGUUAUUGUUCUAUGAUUUCGGCCACGGCCUGUAUUUUUAUACUUCAGAACUCACAAAAAAAUCAUUUGCUAUCGCUGAAAUUGUAGUUACAUUGUAUUAUUAUACAAAUUAUAUGUUCAUUUAUAAAUUUAUAGUAAGUUUUAAUGAAACGAAUAGCUUAACCAACGAAAGAAAAGCUAUGAACUCUACAGACUGCGAAACCAAAUUUGAUUGUAAAUGUUUAUAAUACUGGUGGUAGAUCGCAAUGGAAGCCCACAAGAGUAAAUUCCACCGUCCUACUCAUUUCCACCACAAACAGUCAGGUUCGGUUUAAAGGAAGGCAGUUUCACCAUGAAACUGAUAUUUCAACCUCGUGUUCCAAACAGUACCGCUGUUAUGUAUAUAUGUAGGUUUCGGUAACCAUUUACCAGGUGGGUCGUGGGCUUAUUAACUAACUAGUGCACUUCACGGGUUUAAAUACUUUUAUAAGUACUGCAAACCUCAUGGAUUGCCCGCAGGGCAGCUUGUGGCGAGCUGUUGGUGAGUGGCGACACCACGGACCUGAAUGCUCUUCAGAACUUUUUUGAAACGAAAAGUUCUGUUUGAGUCGCUAGAGCUUAACUGCUCGGAGGUGAAGUAGAAUAGUGAAUGCAGUAGUUUCGAACAAAACAGCGUCACUAUACUACCACACCUUUAGCUAUCCACGUUGACAUCCCCUUCUAGUCUAUUUUGACUAUGACUAGGAGGGGAAUUCAAUGAGAGGUGAUAUAGCGAGUCACCGUCUGCCAAAAUAGCCCAUUGGCAGAUGUCUAUAGCCUAAACUCAAUAGCCCAGAGAGACUACAACGUGCUGACCAUCUACACGUGCCACACUUUCUAUAUUUAUUUAAUUACCUGGCGCUUUUGUGUUUCAGAAUUUUCUUGUAAAUAAACAGCUUCAUUUAAAGGAAGUGUAUCAUUUCCUUGAUUUGGAGCCGGUUAUGCGAGUUCGAACAAGCAUGGUUCAAUCCGUGCUUGGGCGUGACGCGCAUAGCUCGGACGCUGUCGCAGUAAGUGCACGGGUUCACCUCUCCCGCUGCUCCGAAAACGCAUUACUACUUACGCGAUAUCGUUCCUAUCCUCUUCUCGGGCUAUCCACUUGCUUUUGCAAUGACGAAAGCAGGUGGAUUUAUAUUAGCGGCCUGUAAGUUUAAGAUUUUAGUAUUACAAUUACAUUUAUAGUAAACAUGUUUUAAAUUAAAUUUAAAUCAUGUUCGGUGUGCGGAUUCCACAGCUCUUAUGAUGAAAAAUACCUUAAAAUUUUAUUCGGAAUAAAAAAUCUUAUAUUUUUGUCUCAAUUUUAAAUAUGUUUUAGUUUAUUUCGGUGUUGUGUUUUUUAAACAUAGUAAAUGCUUGUAUAAGCUUGAUUUCCUUGUACAUCGGAGACUUAGUUGCGGAGAUCAACGCAGGGGUUCGCAGGCCAGUUUUCAUGGUCGGUUCUUUCUGUUGAUUGAGGCGAUUGAGUCCGCGAAGUACUUUAUGAAGAUCAAUCUCAUCUAGUAUUUAUUGUUCUUGGGUUCUAUUCGUUUGUAAUUACAUUAUAAUUUUAAGCAGUUUCAGAGAUAGCAAAUGUUUAAAUAAACCUGCUUUGCUUGUACAUCGGGGACUUAGUUGCGGAGAUCAAAGCAGGGGUUCGCAGGCCAGUUUUCAUGGUCGGUUCUUUCUGUUGAUUGACACGAUUGAGUCCGCGAAGUACUUUAUGAAGAUCAAUCUCACUCUGUGUUUUGUUAUUCUUGGGUUCCAUUUGUUUGUAAUUACAUUAUAAUUUUUAAACGGUUUCAGAGAUAGCAAAUGUUUAAAUAAACUUGCUUUGCUUGUACAUCGGGGACUUAGUUGCGGAGAUCAAAGCAGGGGUUCGCAGGCCAGUUUUCAUGGUCGGUUCUUUCUGUUGAUUGAGGCGAUUGAGUCCGCGAAGUACUUUAUGAAGAUCAAUCUCAUCUAGUAUUUAUUGUUCUUGGGUUCUAUUCGUUUGUAAUUACAUUAUAAUUUUAAACAUAGUUUCAGAGAUAGCAAAUGUUUAAAUAAACUUGCUUUGCUUGUACAUCGGGGACUUAGUUGCGGAGAUCAACGCAGGGGUUCGCAGGCCAGUUUUCAUGGUCCGUUCUUUCUGUUGAUUGACGCUAUUGAGUCCCCGAAGUACUUUAUGAAGAUCAAUCUGACCCUGUAUUUUGUUAUUCUUUGGUUUUAUUCGUUUGUAAUUACAUUAUAAUUUUAAACAUAAUUUCAGAGAUAGCAAAUGUUUAAAUAAACUUGCUUUGCUUGUAUAUCGGGGACUUAGUUGCGGAUAUCAACGCAGGGGUUCGCAGGCCAGUUUUCAUGGUCGGUUCUUUCUGUUGAUUGACGCUAUUGAGUCCCUGAAGUACUUUAUGAAGAUCAAUCUGACCCUGUGUUUUGUUAUUCUUGGGUUUUAUUCGUUUGUAAUUACAUUAUAAUUUUAAACAUAGUUUCAGAGAUAGCAAAUGUUUAAAUAAACUUGCUUUGCUUGUACAUCGGAGACUUAGUUGCGGAGAUCAAAGCAGGGGUUCGCAGGCCAGUUUUCAUGGUCGGUUCUUUCUGUCGAUUAACGCGAUUGAGUCCGCGAAGUACUUUAUGAAGAUCAGUCUCGUCGAGUAUUUUCUUAUUCUUGGAUUCUAUUCAUUUGUAAUUACAUAAUAAUUUGUUAAGAUCUAAUAAAACAUACACCUUAAACGCGACAAUGAGAACGCACAAUGCGCAUUUUAGUUUUUAUAAUUAUUUACUUUUAUAGAGUGGGUGUGUGCCAAAAUUCUCAAGUAUUAUUAUGUAUUUUUCACUAUUUUUUUCUUGUAUUUUUUACGUUAGUGUACAGUUUUUACACCUCUUGGAAUGCCUCCAACGUAAGAGGUGUGGAAUCUGUUGAAAACUCAAUUGAAACGAAAAUAAUAAAAAAAACAAUAAUACCCAA